AGCAAUAGUUUUAGCAGGCUGGGGAGAAGCAAGCGGAGCGGUAGUGGAGCGGCUGCGGCUUUCCCUUUGGCUCGUUCAGUAGCAGGCGCUCGCUGCUUGGAAGAGCCCCGCCAUGCCCCAGACAGUGGCUUUGAAUGGCCCUUCGCCUUGGGGCUUCCGGCUGGUCGGAGGCAAGGAUUUUAGCACCCCUUUGACUAUUUCGAGGAUAAAUCCUGGUAGUAAAGCUGCUCUUGCCAACCUUUGCCCAGGUGAUGUUAUUCUGUCAAUUAAUGGUGAGAGCACAGAAAGCAUGACACAUCUAGAAGCACAAAACAAGAUCAAAGCUUGUCUAGACCAGCUGACACUUUCUGUGAACAGGGCUGAAAACAAAGUUUGGUCUCCUAGUAUUUUAGAAGAUGGAAAAGCACAAGCUUACCGAGUCAAUGUAGAACCAGAACCACAGGAUAAUGGACCUAUCCCAAGCCGAAGACCAGCAACCUUUUCCCCUGGAGGAAGCCCAACAGACAACAAGCAGAUAUCAGACUUGCAGUGCAGUAAUCCUACUCGACUGUAUACAAACAACAACACAGAUUCCAGUUUGCCAUCGCAGAUGAGUGGUCUCUAUAUCACAGCUUCCCAAAGUGGUGACCCUCUGAGGUCCCUACCAAGAAACAGAAAUGGAAUUGAUGUGGACUCUGAUGUGUACAAAAUGCUUCAGGAUUAUGAAAGGCCAGUUUCAGAGCCUAAGCAGUCAGGAUCCUUCCGCUAUCUGCAGGGCAUAUUGGAAGCUGGAGAGAAUGGUGAAAAACAUGAAAGACUGGCCAGUCCAAGACAUGUUAAAUCUCCAGUGUCUAAACUGGGUGGAGCCAUGUCUGGCUUACAGAUGCUGCCUGAGUGCACCAGAUGUGGCAAUGGAAUUGUAGGCACAAUAGUAAAAGCCCGGGACAAGCUCUACCACCCAGAAUGUUUCAUGUGUGAUGACUGUGGCCUCAACCUAAAGCAGAGGGGCUACUUCUUCAUUGAAGAACAGCUGUAUUGUGAAACACAUGCCAAGGAAAGGGUUAAGCCGCCAGAAGGAUAUGAUGUGGUAGCUGUUUAUCCCAAUGCUAAAGUUGAACUGGUCUGAAUAAAUACUCUUGUUUCCCAGAGAGGUCAAAAGGUGGCUCACCCACCCACAGGCACAGUGUCUGUUUUAAAGUAUGGCUGUAAUCAACUCCGAUUACUGGAGUCUCUGUAAAGUGCCUUUUCAGAGAUAAAAUGGUUUACACUUGGAAUCUCAAAGGAUAGUGCUGAAAGCCUCUGAAAAGGGGUUUUUUCUUUUCUUUUUUUCCUUUUGACACUUUGCUUUUGGGUUGCUGUGUUCAUUUCUAAUUUUUUGCUGCAAAUGCUUUCCGUGGUAGCCCAAUCCAAAAUCUGUGUAAAUAUGGAUGCUUUUAAAAUCUUGAUUUCAUAUAAACCAGUAUGCCUUUAUUCUUUCUCAUGGUAAAAUAUAAAUACAAUUUAAAAACUCAAAAGAAAUGAGGCACUUUAAAAAUAAAAUUGACAUUUUAAAGCACUACAAUAAAUUUACUUUUUCUCUGUCAUACUGGUAUGCAAUUAAUAUUUCUAUGUGGCUUUCAAGGUACCAGAAAAUUGAGAUCAUCUGUAAUGAACGUUUAGCAAUAUAACUAUAGAGAGGGCUUUCUAUGAAAAACCUGUGGAUGAGAAGAUAAACUACUCCUAAUAGUCAUGAAAGACCUUUUUUAAAGUAGUUUUUACAAUGUGUUCCCUAGUUUGUUACAUAUCUGUACUGAACUUAGGAAAAGAAUGGCCUGAUUGUGAUUUCUAAACAUUACCAGAUGUUUAUGUUUUCCAUCUAAGAAUAAUUAUUAACAUUAACAUUGUCACUUUGGUGAGGCAGCAUUCCGACAGCAGCUAGAGAAAUCUACAGGCAUAUAUUCCCCCAAAACACCUUCUCUGCUGCCAUAAAGAAAUUGUUCUUUUAACUCUCAUGAAUAGACCCAUCUUGGCUGAUAGUAAUGGAUAGAUUGAAGAGGUUACAGAAUCUGAUGCUUAUCUCAAAGGCAUUUUCAGGUCCUGUAAUCAUGUAAUUUGUGUUAAAAUCUGUACAUUCCCUGUGGCACCAACGUGCAAGCUUGGUAUACAGCUGUGCUCUGAUUGUAUACCAUGCAACGAAGAAUCAGGUAUAACACAAAAUCUUUAUACUUUACAUAUUUAUGCAUUUCUCUUUCUCUGGGUUUAUGACCCAUUUUGCUAACAUUCUCAUCCAUCCACCUCAUUGCUGUUUUAUUUUAUUUUGAAUGAAGAGUUUUUCACUGCACACUAAUCACAUUCCUUAAAAAUCAUUCCAAAUUUAGUUUUCAAGUCUAUGUAUGGGGCAGGGGUCUCCAGGGUUUUGCCCAUGGACACCAUGAUGCUCACUAUCACUUUUCUUGUCUCCCACCUAGUGUUUUUAGAAAGUGUCUAAACUGGGCCAGGUGGGCAUCUUGGCCCUGAUUGGCCAUUGGAGAUCUGAUGGACUGUGCUGAUUAAAGUAGCAUUGUUUCAGUGGCAGCUGAUACCACAGUAUUUGUUUUAUUCUCUUUCAUUCCUCUUUCCCAGUGUACUUUUUGAAUUGCUUCUCUUCUCCACUGCACUUGGGCUUCCUCUGUGUUUAUAGCUCCAUCUCUGGUGACAGCCAUAUUGUAGCUGGUUGAGCUUCCUGCCACAGUCAUUUUGUGGUAGCACCCACCAUCUAAAAUUCCCAAAAUACCCAAAGGCUUAAAAAAAUUACCCAAAGGCUCAAAAACAUCUUUUCCAAACCAUCAUUUUAUAGCACUAGAAGUGUGCAUCUGUAGAUCAUUCAUCACACUUGAAUUUAUCAUUAUGAACAAGAAUUGUUUCCUGAAGAUGUAUUAAGAGGUUUCAUCACCUAAUUGUGGUGAUAGCAAAGACCAUUAUAGUUUGUGAAUAAAAGGAUAUUGCCAAGACUACAGGAGUAAGCACAUGAUCUUAAGUAUUUUUUUCAAAGUUAAAAUUAAUUUUUAAAACUAUUAACAACCAAAUGUGAGAUGCUUUCUUUGAGAAUGGAAAUACUCAAGAAUCUUAGUAUACUCAGAAAUAGUCCUGGGAAAGCUCUAAAUCAUACCAUUCACCAGCACCUCUGAAAUAGGGGCAGUACCUGUAAAGCAAUGAGCUAUAGGAAUAUUUAGGGAUAAAAGAGUAUACAACUCACUUCUUUUAACUGGCUGUCCUUGAAGAAUUCAUGGUACCACAUUAGGCUCCUCGGAUACAAACAGUCAUACAUGGAUCCUGUAAUCUACAAGUGAAGCUCCAUUCAUGGAAUGGACCUUCCCCAGCUCUGCCAAUCCUUCAUAACCCCUGCUCCCAAAACUUCUGGUGUUCAGAGAAUCCCCAAAGAACAGGGCUGGCCAUGAUAUGGAAGUCUGCAGUCAAAGGGGAGAACGUGCAAAUUUCCUCCACCAUAGGCAAAAGUGUCCUUGCACCAACAGAAACAGACUAUGAGAUGUGGCUCACUACAUUACAUAGGAGUUACUGGGAGGCCAUUCAUUCGCAUGCCUCACAAUAAUCACUUGAAAGCCGGUACAAAAAUGCCAGGUAUUAUUUUUUACCAAAAACAUUCAAACAUAAGCCCGUUUCUCUUUCAUCGAGUCUCAAUUUUCUUCCUCUCACUUGGGAAAAUUCUUUCUUCAGGAAUUCACAGCAUGGUCCCACAUAGCAUAUAAGGCACAAGCAUAUGUUUCCAUCAUAUUUGCUUGGCAUCAGCUAGACAGUGUACAUACCUGUCGUUCGCACAUCGUUUAUUGUCUAUUUAAAACCAUAAAAAGCCAAUCAUUUGUCAUUUUCCUUGUAUUUAUUUUUCUUUCUUUUCUCAAAUGUUUUCAGUAAUCACAUGUGAGCUAAAAUGACCCUUAUACAUACGUGAGUAAUAAUAAUCACAUGGUUGCCUAACAGUAAAUAGAGGUUAUGAGCAAAGAAGAAAACUUUGUAAACAAAGUUGUAAUGGGUGCCGCCAGCUGUGCUGCCAGCUUUUUAAUUCCGUGAGCCUCACAUUUUUGACUUGCUAGAUCAUCGAUCAGUUUGCAGCAUUUUUUGUCUCCAAGUAAACUGUUUUUCUAAAGACAUUUUUCACCUUGCAGGUGUCUGCUGUCCACCUUGUAUGUGUUGCAAUAGCAAAACAUGUGGCAUAUCUUGGAAAAUAGUAAAGGGUUUCAUUACUUCUGAGUUCUGAAUGUUGUAAAUCACAUAAAAGUAUUCAUGUAGGUAUUUUUCAGUAAUCUGUUUCAGGCUUUAUAUAAUUUAAAAAAAAACACUGGCAAGGAAACAGGCACUCCCUGCCUUUCAUGUGAAAACAAAUUCUCAAGAAUCAAAAUUUCUCCAGGCUUAUUUCCUGGUUGCUCUUGUUUAAUGAGUUGAUAACUCUCUGGGGUUUCUCAAGACUCCUGUUGUACUAAAACUUUGUGUAGCAAAUUGGUUUAUGUCUGGGAUGUAUUCCAUUCCUCUCACAGAUUUUGUCUUGUACAAAUUAGUAGAACCAAGAUGCUGUUUUAUAUGCCUCUUCCAGUGCACUGAAAGAAUAAACAUUUUGAUUACUUGUA
Molecule: messenger RNA, 4577 nt
Organism: Sphaerodactylus townsendi
Lineage: Eukaryota; Metazoa; Chordata; Lepidosauria; Squamata; Sphaerodactylidae
Gene: PDLIM4
Product: PDZ and LIM domain 4
Exons: 7
Coding region: 113-1105 (330 amino acids)
Biological process (GO): muscle structure development; heart development; actin cytoskeleton organization
Cellular component (GO): stress fiber; adherens junction; Z disc
Molecular function (GO): actin binding; muscle alpha-actinin binding
Source: RefSeq, a predicted model, not a curated record